GCGCCGUCAACGUCCUGGCAAGCGACAAUGGAAGAAAUGCCAUGAUCUUUCAUCCAAGUAAACACUCCUACGUGCUUUGUUGCCUGUAUGGACGACCCUGCUGAGGAUGAGACCCGACGAGGCCCCUUCUCCUGCCAUUUAUGCCUCAAGACUUUCACGCGUCAGGAGAAUCUGAAUCGCCAUGUUGGGACAAUCCACUCGAAGAAUUACACAAAAUCGUAUCAAUGCGAGACAUGUUUUCUAUUCUUCUCGAGAGAUGACCUGCGUAAAAGGCACAUCAAGAGAUGCCAUACGGUCGAGGACGAGCCGUCUAAGGCCUCUAACCCGGAGACUCUGCUGGCACUGCCCGCUGGCGAGUCGCUGGUCGAUCCAAGCUUGGCUCAUGAGUCCUCCCCGCCACUGACCAAGAGUAGCAAAAGGCUCCUGACUCCUCAGCAUAUUGAAAGCUUUUUCGAGAAAUUCCACCCCAUCAUUCCAAUGUUGCAUCAACCGACAUUCGACAUAACCACAACGCCCGAGCCAUUACUGGCAGCAAUGGCUUGUCUCGGUGCUAUGUGUGAGUCCACCGAGGCCGAUCAUCCGACGAGCAGAGUUCUUUUUGAAGUUGCCUACGAAGCCCUUUACUCUUAUAUUGGCAAGAAUCAAUCCAGGUUACGAGAAACCUGGGUUUUGCAAGCCUUCAUACUAUUGGAGAUCUUUGGUAUAUACAGUUGCAAUGACAAGCUGUUCUUUCUGGCGCAAAAGAUCCAUCGCGAUCUCGUCGACGGCGCCCGAGAGCUUCGUCUGCUGGAGUAUAGCCAUUCGGCCAAGGAUACAAUGGCCGUUGAAGUGGCCCAUGCCUUAAGUGAAAUUGGGUAUAUCGACUAUCCCUCCGAACCUGCGGAGACUCGAUGGCACUCCUUUAUCGAAUAUGAGGCCCGCAAGAGAUCCGCUUACGCCUUGUUCUACGUCGACGCCCAGUUUGCGACUUGUUGCAAUUACCGACCACUGCUCUCUGCAAUGGAGCUCAAGUACGAAUUGCCGUGCAGAGACGAUUUGUGGUCGGCGCCCGAUGCGGAGACCUGGAGUCUGAUCCGUCAAGAUGAGUUGUGCUCCUUCAACGAUGAGGACGACUUCAAAGGAAACCCGGAACCACUGGUGCCACAAGGGUUCUUGUACGAAAGUAUGACCCACCUGGUUCACCCGACUGGCGAGGGUAAAUCGCUGAAGAUGCUUUGGUUUUCGCCCUUCGCCGCCUUGAUGCUGGUUGUCCAGAUCCUGAUGACGGCGCGGGAGUUGACGCUGGCCAGUGUUUUCUUGUGCUCCAACCUUCGGCCCAAGGAGGAGAGGCAUAACUUGUCCAUUAUUGAUGAAGAAAGUCGCGGCCCCAUCAUGCAUGCCCUGAACAAUCUCGUUGAUCUUAUCCCCCGAGGCAAUGCCACCGCCACCGACCUUCCCGCCGCGCUGAGCAAUGGCAUAUAUGAGUUUCCCACCAACAAGACUCUGUGGCAUUCCGUGUGGACAACAUGGUAUUACACUGCCAUGACUCUUUCACAUCAGGAGGCCUUGCUAUGCACCGGUAUUGUCGAGUGCAAUCUUCCAGCUGCGAUUUCCACGGCAUGGGAACUAGGAAAACCACGAGCGAAGACACACAGAGAUGUCUACGAUGACCGAGACGUCUUCCGAUUGGCUUCGAAUCUCGAGAAGAUUAUAGAGCUGAUCAACAAUCCACCCCUGACGACCUGGCAAGGCACCGGCGGCCGUUCUUUUGAAGACCCUUUUAUCUCCAUCCUGAGCUACAAGGCCUGUAUGGUGGGCUGGCGACUUGUCCGACUCAUGAGUCUAAGCGAAAGGCGCGAGCAAGAGACCGGCCGACAAACGUUUUACGCGGCUCCAAUAAAGUCGGUGAUGGGCCGAAUCACCAAGGCGGCCGGACUACAGCAAAGCCAACCAUCCGACAGAAUGUCAAAGCAAAACACAGCUGAGCCAAACUAUGAAUUCAUGUAUCUCGAAUGGGCUGAGAGAACUUUCUCGUCACGGAAUGUUUGGCCGAUUGGCAGCUGGAUGAGCGCGGUCCUCAAGGAGUCCAUGGAGGACGCUUCAAUCAGUGAAAGCGAGGCUUGACUUGCUCUGGUACUAUCUAUCAUUUUAUUUCAACCCAUCAUAGUCCGGGUACGUCCCACCAGGCUCAUCACGAACGACAUGUUCUCCCAGAAUCUUGGUGAAGAUUGGAUCCGUUCGAAUGCUUUCGUAGUACUUGUGCACGAUAGGAUGCUUUGCC
Messenger RNA from Exophiala dermatitidis NIH/UT8656, 2260 nucleotides. RefSeq lists its product as uncharacterized. The record is from RefSeq and is a predicted model, not a curated record. NCBI's taxonomy places the organism in Eukaryota, Fungi, Ascomycota, Eurotiomycetes, Chaetothyriales, Herpotrichiellaceae. Gene Ontology annotation, cellular component: chromatin. The transcript has 12 exons. Gene Ontology annotation, molecular function: zinc ion binding; DNA-binding transcription factor activity, RNA polymerase II-specific; RNA polymerase II cis-regulatory region sequence-specific DNA binding. The coding region runs from base 88 to 2103 and encodes 671 amino acids. Gene Ontology annotation, biological process: regulation of transcription by RNA polymerase II; DNA-templated transcription.